AUGAAGCGAAAUCGACCAAGCGGGUCUCAGCAACAAAAAAUUAAGAAGGCAAAAGAAAAGUCAGCUGAGGCGAUGUCUGGAUCAAUUUUAAAAUAUGUUGCACCUUCAACAUCUACCGCAGUAGGAGAAAGCGCUGAAGACAUUCAGUCUGUUGAAUCCAGAGAUGAAAUGCCUGAAGUAUCUUCUCAAGACGCUUCAUAUGGGAAAGCGCAAGAAUUGGAGAAGAUCAUUUUAUCUUCAAGCGGUGAAAGUGAUGUAGAUGAAGGCGAUGCCAGCAGAAGCCUGCAUCAGCAAGACUCUGAUGAUGAUGAUGAUGAUGAAGAAGAAGAAGAGGAGACUGUUCGACUGUCAGUUUAUUCUGAUGUUGCUGCUUGGCCAGUUCCAGUUCCAGAUGUUUUAAGAGUGGACCUUAUUAAGAGGGGAAGUGAACCUUUCCAAAAUAGAGAUGGGCCAUUCAGUCCUGUUGAAAGGCAAGGAGAGAAAUCAAAAGGGAAGAGUCGACAGUUGACCACUGUAUGGUUCUAUAAGGCUCUGCCUAAUGGCGAAAAAAUUCUUAGAACGUGGAUGGUGUACUCUCCAUCAAAACAAAGUUUGUUUUGUUUUUGCUGCAGACUUUUUGCUGUUGAUGACAAAGUAACAGGGGCAUCCAGUUUUGUUACUGUGUUUCAAUUGUGGUGGAAGCUGAACCCAAAGGUGUCUGAUCAUGAGGCUUCUGAGCAGCAUCUUACAUGCUUGGAGAAAUGGAAGACCUUGAGAGCAGGAUUGAAGCUACAAAAAUGCAUUGAUCAUGUCCAUCAAACAACAGUGGACAGAGAGAAAAGGAAAUGGAGGGAUAUUUUGCAUUGCCUUUUGGAUGUAACUUUGUUUCUGGCUCACCAGAAUCUUCCCUUUCGUGGUCAUAGAGAAACCAUGUCAUCCGCAAACAAAGGCAACUUCCUCGAAUUGGUAGAAUUGCUCUCAAACUAUGAUCCCAUUUUAAAGGAACAUUUCAUGAGGCUGAAACAUGCUGUUGCAUCUGUAAAGAGAAUGACUUCCUAUUUCUCUCCAAAAAUUCAGAACGAAUUAAUUUGUCUUUUGGGAAAUCAUGUGAAGGACAAAAUAGUAGCUGAUAUCAAGAAAGCAAAGUACUUUGGGAUUCUUUUUGACAGCACCCCUGAUGUGUCCCACACUGAUCAGAUGUGUGAAGUGAUCAGAUAUGUUCAUAUUGAAGGGGACCAUGUUGAAGUAAAGGAAUCAUUCUUGGGGUUCUUUCCUGUUGCUGAAAAGACUGCUGCUGAACUCACAGAAAAUAUCCUGCAACAUCUGGAGGAAGAUGGACUAGACUUAAUCCUUUGCCGUGGUCAAGGAUAUGAUAAUGCUGCAACUAUGGCAGGGAUUCAUGGUGGUGUGCAGGCAAAAAUAAAAGAGAUUAAUCCCAAGGCUUUGUUUAUGCCAUGUGCUAACCAUUCCCUGAACCUAUGUGGGGUGCACUCAUUUGGAAGUGUUGUUUCCUGUGUGACCUUUUUUGGAACAUUGGAGAGAGUGUAUUCCUUUUUUUCGGUUUCUACACAUCGUUGGGAAUUGCUGAUGGAAAAUGUAGGUGUGACAGUGAAAAGACUUUCCCAAACAAGAUGGAGCGCUCAUUAUGAUGCUGUGAAGCCAGUGAGGGCAAAUUUUGAAAAACUGACUUCAGCCCUUGAAAAGUUAUGUAAUCCCAAAGAAAAUGUGGACACAAGAGGAUCGGCUCAGAUGUUGCUGUCUGCCAUAUGUGAUUUUUCUUUUUUGUGUUACCUUUCUUUCUGGUGUGACGUUCUAGAAGAAGUUAAUAUAACACAGAAAUAUUUGCAAACUGUGGGACUCACUCUUGAAAAGUGCAUUGUGAAACUACAAGGUUUGAAAGCGUUUCUAGCACAUCAGCGCAGUGAAAUUGUGGAGAAGGCCAUUUGUUAUGCAACUACUAUGUGUAAAGAAAUGGACAUUUCAAUGGAAAGAAGAGGGAGAGUAAAGCUCCGUAAAACAAUGCCAGGAGAGAAGGCAAAGGACGCUGGUCUCACAUUGCCAGAGGAAAUGAAAAGGGCUAUGUUUGAGUGCCUUGAUCGUUUUCAUCACGAGUUGGAAAUUCGUUCUCAGGCAAUUGAAAAAAUCCUUUCAAUGUUUGCUGUUAUUCAGCCAAGCUCUCUGGUUGUGGCAACAGAGAAAGAUAUUUGUAAUUAUACUCCAAAAUUGACUGAGAUUUUUGACGAAUUCUCUAAUGAAGACAUCUUUAGGGAAAUCGAACGUCUUCGGAGGCAUUUGGAAGCUGCCAAGAUCAGUGUUGAAGAAGCAAAGAAAUGGACGGCAUUACAGUUCCUGGAGUUCAUUGUUAAAUGGGAUUAUUGUGAAUCUCUGCCAAAUUUGUCACUGUGUUUAAGAUUCUUUUUGACUCUCUGUGUGUCUAUUGCUUCAUGUGAAAGAAGUUUUUCCAAAUUAAAAUUGAUAAAAAAUGUCUUUCGCUCAACCAUGAGUGAGACAAGGUUGACAAAUCUGGCUAUACUUUCAAUUGAGCAUGAAUAUGCAAGGAAGAUUGGCUUUGAUGAAGUAAUUGAUAAAUUUGCAGAAAUUAAGGCUCGAAGGCAGCGGAUGUGA
Molecule: messenger RNA, 2604 nt
Organism: Pelobates cultripes (western spadefoot toad)
Lineage: Eukaryota; Metazoa; Chordata; Amphibia; Anura; Pelobatidae
Source: the annotation of a GenBank genome assembly